AUGCAAUCCGCCCUUGCAGACGAUGACGGCAGCUCCAACAAAAGCGACUCAUGCACGAUCACUCCCCGGGCAAGCUCCUCUACAACCAGCGCAACAACCCAUCUGCCUGGUCAAAUCACCUCCAAAAGCAACCCAAGCGACCUCCAGCAAAGCCAUGCCUCGCCCCAGCCCCUGGACCCAAAUUCUUCCAUGGUCGAGCAGACCCGAUACCUACAGACCAUGAUAUUUCAGCAAGAGUCACAGCUCUGGAAAGUCAGAGUCGAACAAGCUCGCCAAAGCCGGGCCAUUGACAUAAUGUUCGAGGAACUGAGCCACACGAAUGCGCAUCUAAAUCACACGUCUGACAAGGUCACACGCCUCGCCGAAAAUAUCAAAGACCUUUUUGAGGAACUCUCUCACCAGAGAGAAUUGACGCCCCAGGCAUUGUGCGAAAUGUCUCGGAUUCGCGAGCAGCUUGAAAUUCUCCGCAAUCAUAUUUCUGCAUACGCAUCUGAAGGUGCGCAGGCGCGGGCUCCUUUGUCUCGAGGUAAUAUCUCUCUCACCGACUGGGCUGCUUCUGUUAUGCCUCGCAGACCGUCUUCUGUGCGCACCGAAGACAGUCGUUACUGGCCUUACCCUCAGUAG
Penicillium manginii is the source of this 624-nucleotide messenger RNA. RefSeq lists its product as uncharacterized. The coding region runs from base 1 to 624 and encodes 207 amino acids. The transcript has a single exon. The record is from RefSeq and is a predicted model, not a curated record. NCBI's taxonomy places the organism in Eukaryota, Fungi, Ascomycota, Eurotiomycetes, Eurotiales, Aspergillaceae.